Molecule: messenger RNA, 2997 nt
Organism: Leishmania braziliensis MHOM/BR/75/M2904
Lineage: Eukaryota; Euglenozoa; Kinetoplastea; Trypanosomatida; Trypanosomatidae
Exons: 1
Coding region: 1-2997 (998 amino acids)
Molecular function (GO): palmitoyltransferase activity; protein binding
Source: RefSeq, a predicted model, not a curated record
AUGCUGGAGCAGAUCGAGCACAUGUUCAGCCAGGAUAUCGGGCUUGAUGAGUACCUGCCUGGCACCCCGCACAAGGAGUACUGGAACUUCCACAACCUCGCCGAUGACUUCCCUUAUCAUAUGGUGGGCCACAGUAACUUAUCAGCGGCGGCGGAGCAGCGACGAGGCUGCACAGCAGAGGAGCGGCUCUUUCGAGAGCACGAAGCCGUGCGUCGGCGCCAGUUCCCAUCGUGCUUUGAGGAGGCCUGCGCCUUCGGCAACCUGCAGGCCGCCAUAUUGAUGUGGUCUCAGGGUACCGUCGACAUCCCCACACGGCGGGCGAUGUACGAGGGCAACAGCGCCUCCGCCCUCAUGUGGGCCGCCUUCAAGGGACACCUGCCGAUUGUUCGGUUCCUCGUAGACCACGACGCGCCGCUGGAGGCCGUCAACGCGCUCGGCCACACGGCACUCCAGUGGGCCAUCACCGGCGGGCACACCGACGUCGUUCGUUACCUUCUUGACCACGGUGCCGACCCGAGUCACUGCGAUCGGCAGGGCUUCGACGCCGCCUUCACGGCCGUGCAGAGCGGCCACCUUGCGCUGCUGCUCAUGCUCACCGAGGACGCGGCGCGCGAAGGCCAUCUCCUGCAGACCAGCGAUCACGGUCUCGUGUUCUACAAGCCGUCCGCGGAGCAGCAGGCGCACGCCGCCACGUGUGUGAACCCGCGCACGAAGAAGCUGUACUACCUGCUGAACCCCCUGCAGCGCGAUGUGGAGGGGCACACGCUCAUGCACUGGGCCGCCUACCGCAACUCUCCUGCGACGUGUCAGUACCUGUUAGACCAUUGGAGCUAUGACGUGGAUACGCAGGACAGUCAUGGCCGCACACCGCUGGUGUGGGCCGCGCGCGAGGGCUUCUCUGAGGUGAUGGAGCUGCUGCUCAGCCGCGGCGCCAACCGUCACAUCGCAGACAGCGACGGCUGGACGGCACUGCAGCACGCCCGCGUCCGCAAUCAUCUCGAGGCUGUCUAUGUGCUGAACUCGUACCCCGUGUCGAGUCUGACAGCUACCACGACUACGUCCACCUCCGAUAACGCACUCUCUGACCACAACCUCAGUGAGUUGGCGGACUCGGCGAAAGCAGCGCUGCUGGCGGUGUCCGCAGAAACCAACAGAAACAGCGCCAGCAGCGGUCGGUACGUGUGCGUGCGGGACUGCCGCGCCGCCGGCACACUACGCAUGAUCCGCACGAACACCACCUUCGCCAUGAUGGCCAUCGCCGGCCCUGUGUACCUGGCUCUCAGCCUCCUUGUGAUGACGGUGCUGCCACCCACUGCGAGCUACUUGCCGUUUGGGGCACUCUUCUUCAAGAACGUUCUGUGGUCCAUGAUGGUGCCCCGUCCGACGCAGAGCAGCCGCAGCGGGCCGCCGCCCUCCAUGAUCAAGCGCAUCGGCAUUCCGAGGAGCAUUGCAGAGGCGGUGCGCGGCACGUGGCGCUUCCGCUUGCGCGACCCGAUAAACUUGUUCAUCUGGCUCACCCUCCCAGUCAUUCAGGUGUGGGCGUGGAACAGCCUGCAGCUGGUGCCGCUCUUCUCCCUCUCCGGCCGUGACGCCGCCGUCGGUACAGAGCGGCAGCCCCUUAUCCACUAUUUUGGUCUUUCUCUCGUCCGCCUCCUCACGUUCCGGUCGAGCCCGCUGGACCAGCUCCAGGAUGACAACGUCGCCGCCACUCCAGCCUUCGUGGCUGCCGAGCAGGCGUACAUGGCGCAGUCGAACAGCCUCGUGCGUUGGGUGCUCACGCUGCUCCUGCUCAUCUCUGUGGCAUGCGCGGUGCUGUGCAAGCUGCUCGCCGGCCGGUCGAUAAUGCGUGCGUCGGAGGAGGGCACGCUGCGCACGUCUCCGAUCUGGCGCAUCCUCGCGUCGCGGCAGUACCGCUGGCUGCAUCCACGCUUCUUCUUCCAGGAGCGCCACAUGCAAAUACCGCUGCGCGCCUUCUACUGUCGUGAGCGCGACGUCAUCGUGCGGGGCUACGACAGCCACUCGAGUCUACUGGACACCCCGAUCGGACGCUCGAACCACCUCCUGUUCGUGCUCUCGUUGACGUGCUUUGCGCUGUUUGAGCUGCUGGUAAUGGUGUGGGGAAUUCAGCAAACGACGGUGCUGCUGCGCUGUCCUGACCGCAUGCCGUGGUACCAUGACGCCUUCUUUGCCUUUCAGACCACCGAGGCGAUGGCCACAGCGAUGCGCCGCUCUAAAUCGUCCACGUCAUCAACGCCUACGGCUGCUGCGAUGGGGGCAAUGUCGAUGACCACGUGGAGCAGCGCAAACUCACAGUCAGUGGCGCCGUCCGUGUUGGCUGCCGCGGCGCCUGUCUUGAGCUUCGCCUGGGUAAACACAGCGAUGGAAGUCCUGCUGCACGGGCUACCGUGCCGCCAGUACGCCGUCCUAGACAAGAUUACGAUGGACUACCUCAACUCAGUAGCCGCGUUCACCGCCGCCGAGCACAAGCCGUUCAGGCUUGUCAGCUACGCGCACCGCAGUCUCUUUCUCUUCCGCUACUACCUCUGGCCAACGCGUGCCUCGACGCUCGGCGUGUGGGUGCUGCACUGCAGUGCCAUCUCCGCCCUCUUGAUUGGCUAUGCUGCCGUACGCCAGUGGAUCGGUGUCUGGCGCGGCGCCACACGCAUGGAGCUGGCAAACCCGCUCGGACAGGGCAGUGAUGGCGAGCUGGUGUCGAUCUUCCCCAGGGACGCACAAAAUGCCCAGCGCGUUGUGCCCAUCGACGACGACGAGGAACGCUACUACGCGGCCGUGUGUCCAUCCAAGGCCCGCUACAUGACCACCGGGAGAGCAGCAGCGGCGGCGGCGGGUCGCGGUCGGUGUAUAUAUGCAGAAGGCAACGGCGUCGUCAACAUCCUCGCCUUCCUGCUGGGCCGGAACGGGAAGCGCUGGCUGGGUGCCAUGACUGUGUCAUCCCACAACGCCCCGGUGAAAACGCCCAUGCUGUCAUGCGCAUGA